This is a messenger RNA of Ahaetulla prasina, 1404 nucleotides long. It is a transcript of the gene STKLD1, whose product is annotated as serine/threonine kinase like domain containing 1. The coding region runs from base 1 to 1404 and encodes 467 amino acids. Gene Ontology annotation, molecular function: protein serine/threonine kinase activity; ATP binding. Lineage: Eukaryota; Metazoa; Chordata; Lepidosauria; Squamata; Colubridae. Gene Ontology annotation, biological process: protein phosphorylation. The transcript is spliced from 13 exons. The record is from RefSeq and is a predicted model, not a curated record.
AUGCAGCUUGUGAAGGAGCUGCCCCCAGGGGCUCUGGGAACGAUGCUGGUAGUAGAAUCCCUGGUAAAAGGAAAAGACGCCACAGCGAAGAAAUACAUGCUGAAAAAGGUCGAAUGCAUUGAUGAAAACCAGGCGAACAACGCUCUUCAGGAGGUGAUGGAGCUGUUGAAAAUAAAGCAUAAGAAUAUUUGUGCCUACAAAGAAUUUUUUAUCAUUUGGGACAAUAAGAUUUCUUCUCUCUUCCUCUGUCUGGUGAUGAACUGCUUCCAGCACGAGGACCUCCUCUCGCGUAUCAAGGCCAAGAGGCUAAGACACGAGGAAUUUCCGAACAAGGUCAUUCGGAUGUUCACGGGACAGAUGGUGGAUGUAUUAGUUUACAUCCAUCGGCUAAAUAUUUUCCACCGGAAUCUAAAGCCAUCUAACAUCCUUACAAACGGGGAAGCGUCUUUCAUGGUUUCCGAUUUCGGUUCGGAAACCCUCAUGACGGAUGAGAUGAAGUGGACAAUCAGGGCUGAAGAAGAGCCCGACUCUAAAUGCUGGAUGGCUCCAGAGGCGCUCAAUUUUUCUUUUAGUGACAAAUCUGACAUUUGGUCGUUGGGCUCCAUUUUGCUGGACAUGAUAACCUGUUCUUCCUCAAAGGUGAAAGAGCCUAUGUUGUUGCUACACAACAUCAAGAAGGAGGCCAGAGCUUUUGAGGAGGCUAUGAGCCACGUGAACGGACUGCACCCCUUGCUGUCUUCGGUCCUCUUUCGGAUGCUGAAUAUUGAUCCUUUUGGGAGGCCAACUGCAGAGGAACUGGUUGAAAAUCCAUAUAUCCGAGAAUGCCUCAUUGAAGCUAAAUCCCCUCUAAUAAAGGUCACGAAGAAACUUCCUCCCGGUUUCCUGGACAUAAUUCAGACGGAUAAGAUCCAGACAAUUCUAGAAUUCAUGAUGUCUUACCCGGAAGUUGAAGAAGCGCAAGAAAAAUGCAUCGAACGUCUCAACGGCCUGUUGAACGAGGGAAAAAUUGGUGUCAAGGUGUUCCUUCACCUGGUGGAGACGGUGGUCAAUGCCAUGAACAAACACAACGACUCUAUUGAGACGCUGCUGGCUGGAAUUUCAUUGCUGCUUGGAAUCGCCGGGCGAGCUGUUGCUCAGAACUUGACAGUGGAGAUCCUGGCUGAGGAGAACCACCUCAGCUGCCUGCUGAAUUCGAUGAGGGCCCAUCCAGUCCACGAAGAGUUGCUCUGUAUGAUUUGCACCUUGUUUAUGAUGAUGUCCUCCAACGAAGCAGCCGCGGAAGCCCUCCGGGGAGCCAACAUUUUCACGGACAUCUUGACCAUCCUGUGUACUUUCGCUCACAACAAAGAGAUCUGCUUUGCUUGUUGCGGCCUCAUUUGGACCUUGGCAGUGAACGGUGGGUAG